AUGAUGGAAUCACCUCCACUGUUUAAUAGUGUUGAAGACGAAUGUCGUUAUUGGAAGGAAAGGGCUAAACUCUAUCACAAAGAGUGGACAGAUGUUAAGCAGGAGUAUGACGAAUACGUUGAGCAAUCACGUGAAAUGGAAGCCGAAAUGGAUGCUACUAUUGAUCAAAAACAGGCAACAAUUAAAGAUCUCAGAUUUAAAUUAUCAUCAGUGGAAAAAGAAAAUGAAUCACUUAAGAUCAAACUCGAAUCACAUAGUAUGGAAUUAAAUAGCAUUGAAAAACAAUUGGAAAAUAUGAAAAAAGAACGAGAUUCCAUGAAAGAUACCUGCGACAAUCUUAAACAAGAACUUAAUGUGAAAACACGUUACACCUCCACAAACGGAACACAGAAUGGCGGUCUGGUGGUGGGUUCUGGUUCUGAAGUUACCACACCCAAUGGCAUUAAUGGUGAUAUAAUGUUGCAGUCGCACGAUACAGCAGCCCUUAAUAAUACCAAUACGUUAGGAACAACAAAUAAUACAGCAACAAAUAUUAAUGAUUAUCAAUUACAACAGCGAAAACCAUUUGCCGAUCCGGAUAAUUUACUUAAUGGUAAUGCAAUGACUGCUAGUUCACGUACGACAGCAUUUAACAUUGUCACUGAUAUGCUCAGAAAAUUAAAUUUGGAUAAAGCACUUUUAUGUCCUCAAUGUGAUCGUUUUAGUUGUAUAUGUGAAAGAACGAAAGUCAACACCACCACAAAUUCCACCACUUUCUCCUCCACCAACAAAACAUCUAAGGCAAAUAAUGAUGAUACCCAAAUGUCGUCGGUGUCAGAAGAUGCCCCCGACAAUAAUAAUGUUUUAUUGCGUCGCUCCACCAGUCGCAGUAAUACAAGUUUAAAUUUUGGCUCAAACAUUUUUAAACGUUUUGCUGAACGCAUGAGUUCAAAUAAUAAUAUUUUUGCGGCACUUUAA
This is a messenger RNA of Lucilia sericata (common green bottle fly), 957 nucleotides long. Its product is annotated as nuclear distribution protein nudE-like 1. The transcript has 6 exons. Gene Ontology annotation, biological process: cell migration; microtubule nucleation; establishment of mitotic spindle orientation. The record is from RefSeq and is a predicted model, not a curated record. Lineage: Eukaryota; Metazoa; Arthropoda; Insecta; Diptera; Calliphoridae. Gene Ontology annotation, molecular function: microtubule binding. The coding region runs from base 1 to 957 and encodes 318 amino acids. Gene Ontology annotation, cellular component: kinetochore; kinesin complex; centrosome.